AUGCGCUCCGAUUCUAGCCAUGUCCCGACAGCUACCUCUAUCAGUUCAUGCAGUAUCGGUCAGAUACUGGAUCAAUCAGCCCUUGCAGCACCUUGCGACUACAUUCGAUCAUUGCCUUCCAAAGAUAUCCGGAAGAAGUUGAUUGACGCAUUCAACAUUUGGUUCCAGUUACCAAACGACGACAUCAACGGCAUUGGACAAAUCAUUAAUGACCUUCACAAUGCUUCCCUAAUCUUGGAUGAUAUUCAAGAUGACUCUUUGCUCCGGCGUGGAAGUCCCGCGACACACUGUAUCUUCGGAAAUGCCCAGUCAAUCAACAGUGCAACAUACAUGUUCAUGAACACAUGUCUGAUGCUGCAGCAUGUCCCAUUCUCGAGCCCAGCUACGAUGGACAUACUGUUGAAGGGAAUGAUGGAACUGUUUGUCGGACAAAGCUGGGAGCUCAAGUGGAAAUUCCAUGUUUCUUGUCCAUCUGUACCGGAGUACAUGGCUAUGAUCGAUGGAAAGACAGGCGCCAUGUUCAACCUCUUGGUCCGUUUGAUGCACAGCAUGUCGCAGCAAGACACUUUCCUCCUGAAAUAUGUUCGCUUCGCGACCUUACUCGGCCGAUUUUAUCAGGUCCGAGAUGAUUACCUCAAUCUCCUAGACGACAAGUACUCGGAGCAAAAGGGGUUUUGUGAGGAUUUGGACGAGGGCAAAUUCUCGUACCCGGUCGUCUCGUGUUGCAACUCUGAUCCCAGUAAGCAAGAUUUGAUUCUUGGAAUUUUCCGACAGAAUGGCGAUGGAAGAAGUCCUCUUUCGAAGAACACAAAGAUGUACAUACUUGAUCUCAUUAAGAAAUCGGGGGCGUUUGAAGCUACCUGCGAGUUGCUGAACCAAUUGAAGCAGGAGGUUUGGGAGGCACUUUCGGACCUUGAGGUGGCAACAGGCCAACAAAAUGUGGGCUUACGGCAUAUCAUGAAAGCUUUAUCAGUGGUAUAG
Penicillium odoratum is the source of this 981-nucleotide messenger RNA. Its product is annotated as FPP/GGPP synthase family protein. Gene Ontology annotation, molecular function: prenyltransferase activity. Gene Ontology annotation, biological process: isoprenoid biosynthetic process. The record is from RefSeq and is a predicted model, not a curated record. Lineage: Eukaryota; Fungi; Ascomycota; Eurotiomycetes; Eurotiales; Aspergillaceae. Bases 1 to 981 code for a protein of 326 amino acids. The transcript has a single exon.